AUGCAUAGCGAAACAUAUCAAAACACUUUUCUAAGAUAUUAUUUUGACUUCGAGUCCAUCCUAAUCGUCUGGUCGACCCAGGCCUCUCUAUCGCUUCAAUCCUCUUCGGCUAGCUCUGGAUUUUCAGGCAUCCGACCUCCGGGUAUCUAUCGAUUGGUCUGCUUGCGCGAUGAUUCUGAGUCGGAGCCAAAGAUGCACACAACUGACGCAUCUACUUCCCCCGGGCUCACGAGCUGCUCAGGAAAAAUUGAUCUAGUCUUAUCUCGCGAGCUACAUCUGCCCACUGAACAUCGAGAUUCCCACGACAGCAAUAGUUUUGAUGGUGACAUCAGUUCAAGCGACUUGGAAAUCAGCAGUUCGCCGCUCUCCUUUACCAUCGUUCAGACGGCUAUCUCUCCGUCAGAUUUUUAUCUAGCAUUUGGCAUUGCUAGUGGACUUGUCUGGAUUUACCAGAUGGAAACACUCGCUUGGUCCACUUGUUUCUCCACUGCCCUGGCCAAGGAAGCAGCGGAUGCUCCCAGACAUUCAAUCUCUGCCUCUGCUUACAAGGCAAGUGAUACAUGA
Messenger RNA from Protopolystoma xenopodis, 564 nucleotides. NCBI's taxonomy places the organism in Eukaryota, Metazoa, Platyhelminthes, Monogenea, Polystomatidea, Polystomatidae. The record is from the annotation of a GenBank genome assembly.